UUAUUUUUAAGUAAAUCGCCCAGCGAAGUCAUCCCGAUCGGUCACGAUCAAGCGUAGUCGUGUGCGGACCGCGACAUAGCGCACGUUUAUUCGAAAACUUGCUCGCGACGAUCGUGCGUUCUUCCCCGUGAGGUCGUGUGUGUGUGUGUGUGUGUGAGUGGGGAAGAAAGUGUAACAAACGCCGCAAGGGGGAAAAACACGGAUACGAAAAAUUGCUCUCGCCGGAAAAGGCGUCCGUGUCCGUGCCGUUGAAGUGUGCCGCAAGACGCGUUUCGUGAAGUUAAUUUUUGUUGAAUUUAUGAUCCCCGGUGUCUCCGGAGCACGCUUUUGUUCGACUUUGUAAGGGAAUGUAGGUGAAAGUGAUUUCAGCCAGCGGUGAAUUACUGACGAUUUACGAUUGCAAAGUUGCGCACAAUAAAGUACCCCGGGGGGCGCUGGAUAGCCAGCCGGUCGUCAGGAUGAGUAACAUGCAGCCGGAAGAGUACGAGAAUACGGGCUGGCUGUCGUACUUUAGCAGACACAAGACAACCUACACCGCGUCCGACAUUCACAAGAUAAGCAACGAGCUGAACAAUGUGCGCAAAAACUUAACCGCCACGCAGUACGCGUACGGUGAGCUGAGCAGUGAGCUGAAGGCGCUGAAAAGCCUCCAGGAGCAGCAGCGUUUGGUGGACGAGUACGAGCAGCGUGCGGCCAGCAGCAGCAGCAAGGGGGCAAAAUCCACCGAGAAGCGGCUGAAAGAGCAGGCCGACGAAAUCAAGAGUCUCAAGAGCGAUCUGGCCAGCUGUCGCAAUGAGCUGUCGAAGCAGAUCGCUGCCGUGAAGGUGGCGGUUAGCGAGCAGAGCAAGAGGAAGGGAUUUUCCGGCAGUGGUGGCAAAUCUGGGGCCGGAAGUGCGGGCAUGACCUUGAGUCUGGAAAGUCGCAUCAUCGCUGCCGAGGUACAGCUUGAUCAGCUGGUGACCGGACAGACGACCGAUCGGCUGGGUGCGUUGGAGCAGAAAGUAGGUCAGCUGGAACAGACGCGAGCGGUGGGUGGCGGCGGUGACUACGAGGCACGGUUGAACGCAAUUGAGCGGGACUUUACCCGGAAGCUGCAGGACCUGACCGAUCUUGUGGUGGAGCUACAGCGCAAGCUAGCCAAGAGCGAAGCCAAACAGGUGGAAAUGGUGCAACGGUUGUCUGCCGCACAAACCUCGCUGUACGAGCAGCUGGAACAUCGGUACGACGAACAGUGCGGGAAGCUGCGCGAACUCCAGGUUCGGCUGAACCAUCUUGGGCAGAACGACGAUAUUGAUUCGACGUUUGUUUGAGUGGCGAACGACCGACAACUUUGCUGCCAACGAAGCGCUUGCCCAUCACCAUCAUGACGACCUAGUGCACCACCAUUCGGAUGCACUGCUGCACAGCCUUGCGAGUACCGAUCAUUCACUGUUGCAUCAUGACCUUCAUCACGAUCUUCACCACGAUCUGCACCACGACGUGCACCACCACGAUUUGCAUCAUGUGCAUCACGAUCAUGUGGUGGUGACCGCUCCACCACAACCGACCGGAUUCUGGAAGAAGAAGCUCGUAUGGAAGCCGCGCUGGGUGAAGAGCUGGCAGGAGAAGAAGGUGUACGUGGGUGUGUGGAAGCGUGUCUGGGGACCAGUGCAGGUGACCGAAUGGGUGCCAAUCCCGAAACCGCCCCCAGGCUGGUCCCAUCACUAGGAAACAUUCGGCAGAAUGUUGGGUACAUGUAGAAGUUGUAGUUCAACUAGCCCGUAAGUUAUUGAAUCCUUGUCGUAUCGUUAGACUGUACAAAAGCCGGCUCGAAUAUGUAUUAUCGACGUAUGUUUUGGUACGGAUAUUGUGUUUUGUAAAAAUAAAUGAAUCCUCUUUUUCUUGGUAAUCAUCAAAAUAAUCAUCUGCCAUCAACCUGCGCCGCAAUAAGGUAGUUAUCAAAAAAUUUCGCCUCUCAUACAUUGAUGUAAUUCAUGCAAAACACGGUGCUUUGAAAACACACCGCUCGAAGCUAUAAAUGCCAUCAUCUGUUUGUUUGCAUUCCUCUGCAUGCAAGGAAACAUUAUUUGGCAUCCGUACCGAUAAAUUGCAUCCCUGAAACGAUUAAGAUCCGUAAUGAGAUAAAUUCCACAGCCACUACACACACUAUACACAGAACUGAUGAAUGAGCUUCUCGAGGGAUAAUUAUGGCUACGGUUUGCUGCCAACAUGGGGUACGGAGUGCUAAGGCAUAAUAAAUUUGCUGCUAACGUUGUUUACCGAAUUGGUACAAUAUAAUCAGUGUAAAGCCGUGCUGUUCAUGUGAAUUAGAUUGUAAAACACGAAAAAUAGGUUCAUUUCAUAGAAUGCGUCAUGAAUGCAGCUUGAGGAUUUGUUUGAUAAUCAAAAGCUAUGGAAGGAAACUACUCAUCCUGUUUUCCUUAGCUUCGAUGCAAUAAUUCAGAUAUGCGAGAAGGAUGAAGGGUUUUCUUCCCAUUAACCUACCCAUCAACGGAUGGGAAUUUUCUUUCCUCGAUCAACAUAAAACAUUGCUUAAGUUAAUAUAUCUUUGUCUUUGCUUUCUUUGUCUUCUCCACGAAAUCCACCAUUCCAGCUCCCUGCCCAGUUAUUCUGCCUAAGAAACAUCUUACAAAUUUCCGCUUUUACUUCCGCACGUAAGUAGUAUCCGUUUGGUUGGUAGCAAGCGUUCGUGCGCAUUUGCAUUCUAUCGUUGUUGCCCUCGAAUCCUGCCUUCCAACAGGCACGAUGACCAAUCGUUUCUUCUGCCUUAGUGGUUUUUGGGCGAUACGUGAAUGUUGUAUGUUUGUCCUCGCAUCUGGUCUGCUUCACGCAUGCCGUAUAGGCCAAACAAUGGAACACAGUGCUGCAACAAUCGCUGCAUCAAUCCGAUUGCUAGUUCAGAGACCGGCACCUGGUUCGGGUUUUUUUUUUCUUUGGAGAAAAAUUAAACCAAUCGCUACCACCGAACCUCACAGUGCCACGGUAAAACAAUACAGUAAUAGACAAAUGGAUGGGAUUUGUAGAACGAUUACAUACCGGCAAGGUUUGCACGAUUAUCAAACAACGUCCCCGUUCUCGGGCGUGUUGGUAAUGGUUUAAUGAUGUUUGGUAAAAUGUUGCUCCGCAGCAUAUGCUUCAUCGUGUAUAGGUUUCUUUAGUUAAUAUGUUUGUUUGCCAAAUUUGCGAUAAAUUCGUUUUACCUCUACGUACACCAAAAAUUUGUAUUCCUGCCUCUUGUUGCCGCCCUGGUUUGGUAUGUGUGUUUCAGGUUCGUUUCGGUUCCAAGUAGAACUAUACAUUGCUUUUAUGUUCUUUGUUUUCCCUAGCGAUUGAUUUCACAUGCAUCUCACUUCCUCCCUAUUGCAGAUAUUGGUCAGCUGGAAACAUGUAAGAUAAACAUAAUAUUAAACAAAAUUCCUGUCAAAUUGCCCUGUAAGUGUGUGAGUGUUGUUUAGAUGACUCUCUUCCAAUACUUUCUUUACAAAUAAUAGGAGAUCCAAACAGUGGCCUAAAAGAGGAAAAGUACGUACGGAAGAAAGAAGAUACCCUUCCAUUUGUUUGUUUUUUUGUUGUUGUUGUUGUGAAAAUCUUUCCUUCGCUUACAUAUUGCCACUUCAGAUAGAACAUGGGUAGGAUAAUAAAAUACUAUAGCUAUCAAUUUUAAUACCGUUCGGCCGUCUUUUUAAUCGACACAAUUUGCAGCCAUUUCACACUAGUACAAC
This is a messenger RNA of Anopheles stephensi (Asian malaria mosquito), 3722 nucleotides long. RefSeq lists its product as uncharacterized. NCBI's taxonomy places the organism in Eukaryota, Metazoa, Arthropoda, Insecta, Diptera, Culicidae. The coding region runs from base 459 to 1310 and encodes 283 amino acids. The record is from RefSeq and is a predicted model, not a curated record. The transcript has 2 exons.